ACCGGACCCGCUAAAAUGGAGGAUCCCGCGAAGGAGAGCUGCGAAGGAAUGGGGGAUUUCAAGAAGCCGACUCUGCCGCCUCCGUUGCCGCCGCCGCCACCGCCGCCUCAAACUGGGGCAGAAGACCCCAAGAAGGCGGCGGUUCCCAAGCCCCCGCGAGGCCCCGCUCCUCGCCCUUGCCCCCCUCCCGACCUCCCGCAGUACCAGGAGCCCCCGUGGGGAGGAUGCCCUGCCGAGGAAGAGGAGGCCUCGUCCGGCUACAGCCUGGAGAUGGUGAAAGGCGGCUCCGUGCUGGAAAGCGUCCGCUUGGCAGGCCGCAGCUGGCUGCUAGUGGGCCGCGCGCCGGGCUGCGACCUCUCCCUGGCUCACCCGUGUGUGUCCCGCCACCACGCCGUGCUCCAGCGCCGACCGCCUCCCGCCGGGAAUGAGGAGGAGGAGGAGCGAAGCCAGGUCGGGGAGGAAGGGGAAAAGCCGGGCCCCGAGCCCGGGCUCUACGUCUACGACCUGGACAGCGCGCACGGCACCUUCCUCAACAAAGCUCGGAUCCCGCCGCGCACCUACUGCCGGGUUCGGGUGGGCCACGUCCUGCGCUUCGGAGGCAGCAGCCGCCUCUUCGUCUUGCAGGGCCCAGAGGAGGAUCAAGAACCGGAAUCAGAGCUGACUGUAACCCAGUUGAAAGAACUCCGUAAGCAACAGCAGGCCAAGUUAGAGAAGACCAUGCUGGGCGAUGAUUCUGAUGAAGAUCAAAAGGAAAAGGAUGAACAUAGAAAUGAAAAUAGUCGGAGUACUGAUUUCACUUGUUCCUGGGGACUGGGGGAAGAUGCAGAGGAAGAGGAGGGUGAAUUAAACCCCAUCGCCAUUGAGUUUCAGGAGGAUCAAGAAGCCUUUUAUUUGAAAGAUCCCAAGAAGGCACUGCAAGGAUUUUUUGACAGAGAAGGUGAAGAGUUAGAGUAUGAAUUUGAUGCACAAGGAACUGGCACUUGGCUCUGUAGGGUGAAGCUGCCUAUAGAUGAUGCUUCGGGGAAGCAACUUGUGGCAGAGGCUAUUCAUACAGGGAAGAAAAAGGAAGCAAUGAUCCAGUGUUCAUUGGAAGCCUGCAGGAUACUGGAUGCCAGGGGUGUGCUGCGGCAAGAGGCAGUAUCCCGAAAAAGAAAAGCGAAGAAUUGGGAAGAGGAAGACUUUUACGAUAGUGAUGAUGACACGUUCCUUGAUCGGACAGGAGUUAUUGAACAGAAACGUCUGAGCAGAAUGAAGAAAGCAGGAAAGAUUGAUGAGAAGCCAGAAACCUAUGAUUCAUUGAGUGCAAAAUUAGCCGCAACUGAAAGAGAGCUCUCUGAGAUAGCAGAGAAGCUGAAAUCUUCAAAGACACCGCAAUCCCAUUCAGCAGCGCAAGAUUCUUUGGACGAAUUCAUGACGGAAAUAAAAUCAGGAUGUGCUUUAGACAGUGUGGCACGUAGAAAGCUUCAUUUGCGGACUUUUGAACUGAGGAAAGAGCAGCAGCGAUUGAAAGGAUUGAUUAAGAUUGUUACACCGGCUUCAUUGCCAGAGCUGAAAUCCCAGCUUGGGAGUCAAGAUCCGGAAACUCAAAACAAACCCAAAAAGCUGACUUUACCCAUGUUUGGUGCCAUGAAAGGGGGAAGCAAGUUCAGACUGAAAACUGGUACUGUGGGAAAGUUGCCUGUCAAGCGUCCAGAUAUACCUGUAAACCUAUUAAAGAUGAGAGAUGAGGGGCCAGAGGAGGAGGAAGAGGAGGAGGAGGAGGAAGAAGAAGAAGAUAUGAAGGCUGUAAAUCAAGGAAUACAAAACCCAAUGAUGCAGAUACCUGCACAAGAAACAAUUAGACAGCAUAAACGCCCUACCAGUUCUUAUGGUUGCAGCAGCGAGGAAAUGGAAUUUGUUCAUGGAGGAGCUCAGCCACAGUCAGAGCCUUUGAACAAAGAUGCAGUGACGCCAGAGUGCAGCUCCCCAUUGAAUAAAUCACAGAAGAAGCCACAAGGUGAGCCAGCACCUGAGACAUCUGCAGGAAAGUCCAAGAAUAAGAAAACGAACAUUGCAAAUACGUCUCAACACACUCUGUCCUCAGAAUAUCCAGAAGAUGACCCAGACUACUGUGUGUGGAUGCCACCUGCAGGUCAAAGUGGUGAUGGUAGAACUCAUCUGAAUGCAAAAUACGGCUAUUAAACUUCAGGUGUUGGCUUUGAGAAGUGAAGGACUAUAGUACCGCAGUCACUACAGAGUAGAAGACUCCAUUUACAUGGCAAGCAACAAACUUUUGCUCAUUUUGUCUAAAUUCCUUUUAACGAUUCCUGAGCCUCGCCCACACAUGUUUCUUCCCCCACUAAACGUGAAUUUGUGUAUAUUGUGCAUCAAGGUGUGUAUAUAGUAGUGAAAGCUAUGUAUUUACAAAGCAAACUUAUCUAUAACAAGGCUGGCUUUUUACAAUAAAAACUAAGAAUCCAAA
This is a messenger RNA of Lacerta agilis (Sand lizard), 2461 nucleotides long. RefSeq names its product solute carrier family 4 member 1 adaptor protein (gene SLC4A1AP). Gene Ontology annotation, molecular function: mRNA binding; protein binding. The transcript is spliced from 14 exons. Bases 16 to 2181 code for a protein of 721 amino acids. NCBI's taxonomy places the organism in Eukaryota, Metazoa, Chordata, Lepidosauria, Squamata, Lacertidae. The record is from RefSeq and is a predicted model, not a curated record.